Messenger RNA from Sesamum indicum (sesame), 2828 nucleotides. Its product is annotated as AUGMIN subunit 6. Gene Ontology annotation, biological process: spindle assembly. Gene Ontology annotation, cellular component: mitotic spindle microtubule; HAUS complex. The record is from RefSeq and is a predicted model, not a curated record. NCBI's taxonomy places the organism in Eukaryota, Viridiplantae, Streptophyta, Magnoliopsida, Lamiales, Pedaliaceae. Gene Ontology annotation, molecular function: microtubule binding.
AACUGGAAACGAAAUCCAAUCGGAAAAACGAGAAUCGGACACAGUGAGGUCUGGGAGUGCACGUGGAAUGACGAUGGACAGAGAGAAGGAGAGAGAGAUUGAGCUGGAGAGUGCAAUGUACACGAAUUGCUUGUUGCUUGGCUUGGAUCCGAAUAUACUAGGAGUCGGCUCCAACAACGGCACCCCCCGAGUGGGGCUAUUCCGGCAUUCCAACCCGAAAUUGGGUGAACAGCUUUUGUACUUCAUCCUCUCCUCCCUGCGUGGCCCAAUUCAGUCCGCUAAGGACUUUGAUAAGGUGUGGCCGAUUUUUGAUUCGGCUCAGUCUAGGGAUUUUCGGAAGGUCGUGCAAGGGAUUAUAGGUGAGCUGGAAUCACAAGGAGCAUUGCCCAGGAGCAAUUCGAGGGUUUCAUCGCUCGCAACUUGCUGUGGGCCGAGGUUCGUUGAACUCUUAUGGCAACUCUCCCUGCAUGCUUUGAGGGAAGUUCAUAGGCGGACAUUUGCAGCUGAUGUAGCAUCAAAUCCACUGCCUGCUCCGUUAACUGAUGUAGCUUUUUCACACGCGGCUACACUACUUCCGGUAACUAAGGCUAGAAUAGCUCUUGAAAGAAGAAGGUUUCUGAAAAAUGCUGAGACUGCAGUUAAAAGGCAGGCAAUGUGGUCCGAUUUGGCUCAUGAAAUGACGGCAGAGUUUCGUGGUCUAUGUGCUGAAGAGGCAUAUCUACAGCAAGAGCUUGAAAAGCUACAUGAUUUGAGAAACAAAGUGAAAUUGGAAGGUGAACUCUGGGAUGAGCUGGUAUCUAGCUCAAGUCAGAAUUCUCAUAUGGUUCAAAGAGCUACUCGCCUGUGGGACUCUCUGUUAUCUCGCAAGAGUCAACAUGAGGUCCUUGCUUCAGGCCCAAUUGAGGAUCUUAUAGCUCAUCGUGAGCAUAGGUACCGCAUCUCUGGUUCAUCUUUGCUAGCAGCGAUGGAUCAAAAUUCUUUAGUUUCAUCUACUAAUUUGACUCCUAAGCACUUAGAUAAUGAGGAAACUGAGAGUUCACAAGCAGAUGUAAACAAAGAAAAUAAAGGUGAAUUGGAUCUUUCUCUCUCUCAUGGAAAUGAAGAUAAAUUUUCUCGAGUUGAUGAAAGAAACAUGAGAGGACAGCCUACUGUUGAUAUUGCUGAGGUCUUGCGACGUUGGACCCAUGCCUUGCAGCGCAUUCAUAAGCAAUCACUUCAACUGGCAAAAGCCAAUGACGGAAAGGGCCCAGAGCUCCUACGAAGUGUUCAUGAUGGUGGUAGCAGCAGUCAUGCUGAGUCUUUGGCCGCAACACUUGCUGAACAUAGGCAGCACUUGGACAGCAUACAGGUUCUCAUUAAUCAACUGAAGGACGUUGCUCCAACAAUACAAAACUCAAUUUCUGAGCUUACGGAGGAAGUCAAUAGCAUAUCAUCAAAUCUCCCUCCUGUUCUGAAGCUUAGAUCAAACUCACCCAUUCAGGCGCAGAGCAGUGGAAGGACAUUGGAAAGUGGUAGUGAUGAGGUUGUUGACAUGGCCUCUAGACUAUCAUCCAUUCACCUUGAGAAAGUAUCAGCUAGCCCUCCUACUUUAAAACUGCCGCCACUGUUUAGUUCAACACCAAGUUCUUCGGGGAAAGGUGGAAACAUGCAAAAGCGACAUGUUGCAGCAGAAACCAUUGUAGAAAAAAAGUUUGUAGAGCAGUCCCCGUCAAAAAUUCACUUGGAUAAUCCACCACAUGAUGAAGAUAUUCUUUUCCUACAAAACCUGAAGAGAUCUGUUAGAGAAGCUGCACUUUCAUCUCAAUCAUGCAACUCGGAAUCAACACAAGAUAGUCGUUCUAAUGAUAGCUUGGAACAUUUCUUUGUGCCGCUUUCUGGGACUGGAUUUUCACGUCAUGCCCAAGAAAAGAAACAAAAUUCCCCGAAGAGUAGACAAUUAUUCACAUCUCAGGCAUAUUCUUCUUUGCUUCAGACUCACGCAAAGGACGAGGAUCUUGGCAGCAAGUAUAGUGAAGUGGCAGACAUAUUGAAUGAUUUGGACUCCCUUGAUGAAUUUGAUGGUGUGAAUGGUUUCCUCUCUGCAGUUGGUUCAAAUUCCUCAGUUUUUGAUGCACAUAGAUCAUUCUAUGAUAUGGAUGAAGCCCAGGAUCAAGUUUUUUCACCUCCUUUAUUAAUGGAUACAGCACUCUUGGCAGAUACUUAUGAGGAUUUGCUUGCACCUUUGUCAGAGACUGAAACAGCUUUGAUGGAGCAUUGAUAUUGAACAUUGAGAGCUUGCUGCUGUAGCUUCAAGAGAUAAUGAUCUCUACUGGAAUGGCUUCGCUUUUAAUAUUCGAACUGCAGAUUCUUCCCUGAUGGGUACUUGUAUGAUUCUGUCUACUCAUGUUGCAUAUAUGUAGUUGAUCUUUUUUCAGCCUCAGAAGCAUUGCUGGAGGAUAACGGUUUAUGGAAACAUGUCUUGGAUACUGAGUUGUGCUUCUCGACAAGACAUAUUUGGAUCCAGAAGGAAAGACAUGAGGGUACUGAUAUUUUGCCUCGUAUCGAUCUAAAAUUGUUUGGUAGGACGGUUCAGCUUUUUACCAGUCACCUACUUGUUUUAAGUGUUGAUAUUCUCUACAUUGAUGCAUUAAUUGGUGGAUAAUCAAAAGCAACACUGGAUGGGUUUAUGGAGUGAGCAAUGAUAGAAGUUGAUUGCUUUUGAGAUUUGCUUCCAUUUUCUGACACUUAAUUUGAUUGUUUUGUUGUUUGCACUCCUGAAAUUGUGUCAUAUGUAUGUUCUGUUCCUUUUUUUCUUUAAAUGUUACAAAUUGCAUUGUAUUAUGCUUUAA